AAAAAAAAAAAAAAAAAACACAGAAGCCGAAGCAGACGCCUUUCUGAUCCCCCUGGCUUCACUCUGUUCGUCUGGUCCACCCAUCGACCCCCGGAUCUCAGUUGGCUUUCCUGCCCCGAGAUGCUGAAGCAGGCAGUGGAACACAGAGGAGGCUUCUCUUUCGAGAACUGCCAGAGGAAUGCGUCCUUGGAACAGGUCCUCUCGGGCCUUCGGGUCCCUCAUGCACGCAAAACCGGGACUACCAUCGCGGGACUUGUGUUCCGAGAUGGAGUUAUCUUGGGCGCGGAUACACGGGCCACUAACGAUUCGGUCGUGGUGGACAAAAGCUGCGAGAAGAUCCACUUCAUCGCCCCCAAAAUCUACUGCUGUGGAGCUGGAGUGGCUGCGGACACUGAGAUGACCACGCGGAUGGCAGCUUCCAAGAUGGAGCUACACGCGCUGUCCACCGGCCGUGAGCCUCGGGUGGCCACGGUCACCCGUAUCCUGCGCCAGACACUCUUCCGGUACCAAGGCCACGUGGGAGCAUCACUGAUCGUGGGCGGGGUUGAUCUGACCGGGCCUCAACUCUAUGGCGUGCACCCCCACGGUUCCUACAGCCGUCUGCCCUUUACUGCCCUGGGCUCUGGACAGGAUGCAGCCUUGGCACUGUUGGAGGACAGGUUCCAGCCAAACAUGACGCUGGAGGCUGCACAAGAGCUGUUGGUGGAAGCCAUCACUGCAGGGAUCCUGGGUGACCUGGGCUCUGGAGGCAGUGUGGAUGCAUGUGUGAUCACUGCAACAGGCGCCCAGCUGCUGAGGACACUGAGCUCUCCCACAAAGCCAGUGCAGAGAACUGGCCGUUACCACUUUGCUCCUGGAACCACAGCUGUCCUGACCCAGGAAGUAAGACCUCUGAACCUGGAGCUUCUGGAGGAAACGGUGCAGACCAUGGAGGUGGAAUAAAGUGGCCUAAGACUUAGAGCUUGGUACAGGGGGAAUAAACCCCGGAAAUACAAACAUUUAAACAGAA
Cricetulus griseus (Chinese hamster) is the source of this 1009-nucleotide messenger RNA. NCBI's taxonomy places the organism in Eukaryota, Metazoa, Chordata, Mammalia, Rodentia, Cricetidae. The record is from RefSeq and is a predicted model, not a curated record.